Ostrinia nubilalis (European corn borer) is the source of this 1641-nucleotide messenger RNA. RefSeq lists its product as uncharacterized. The record is from RefSeq and is a predicted model, not a curated record. Bases 490 to 1368 code for a protein of 292 amino acids. The transcript has 5 exons. Gene Ontology annotation, molecular function: ADP-ribose diphosphatase activity; NAD binding; NADH pyrophosphatase activity. NCBI's taxonomy places the organism in Eukaryota, Metazoa, Arthropoda, Insecta, Lepidoptera, Crambidae.
GCCUUUUGCCAAUGUCGAGUUAAAAACGGGGAAACGGGAAUUGAGGAAAAUUGCCUAAUAUCGGAAUUUGGAAAGGAUUUGGAUCAGGAAAAUAAGGAUAUAAAACAGGGAAAAUAAACAUUAUUAUACACAUACAUAAAAAUUAAGUUUACAAACAUCAUAACUUUAAACUAUUUACAGAAAUAAAAGAGGCUAUACAAUUAUAUACAUGAACAUCUUUGUGAAACAGGAGAGACAUUAUGGAAGUCGGGAAGGGAAUAUGCAAAGAGGAAAGUUUUUGGAUGAAAUCAGAUCGAUCAUAAUUGGGACAAGAAAUGCGAGUUACCUGUCAGAUUUGACAUUCGACAUAGAGCCGUUAGAUAAUCUGUGGGCGGCCCCCACUCUGACUCUGUCUGUCGUUGUCGCGCGCUUUGUAAUAUAAUAAAAUUAUCAAGAAAGUGUUUUAUUUAUUUUAAUACAGCUUUGCUUUGAUUGUAACCGAUCCAAUAAAUGAUUAUCACAAUGUUCUCUUGUAAGAGAAAACUUUCUACGCAAUACAAUACUUUGAAUAAAGUUUUAAGAUUUUAUUGUAAAAGUGCGUCACAUAAUUUAAUGUAUAAUGGGAAGAAGGAUAGGUUCAAUGGCAUCACUGUCGACUUACAGGAAGAGGGAUGCGAUAGUAAUUUUACUAAGAAACUUAAAGAUUCACUAGAUAAAUGGACAGCGGAAGGCAGGAGAUGUAUAUGGUUUAAAGUGAACAUAAAAAACUCCAAUUGUGUUCCAAUAUUAGCACAAAAAGGUUUUAAUUUUCAUCAUGCCAGAGAUGAUUUCCUCAUGAUGUACAAAUGGCUGCCCAAGGAUUCAGAGCCAAACUUACCGCCAGCUUCUCACACAAAUUUGGGUGUUGGUGCCAUGGUGUUCAAUAAGAAAAAUCAACUUUUAGCAAUAUCUGAAAAACACUAUGAAUACCCUCAUUGGAAACUCCCUGGUGGAUAUGUGGAGAAAGGAGAAGAUUUAAUUGAUGCUGCUAUUAGAGAAGUAAAAGAAGAAACAGGUGUGGAUGCUGUAUUCCAGUCAUUAAUUACUUUCAGGCACACCCACAAAAUGAUGUAUGAUAAUUCUGACAUAUACGUGUUACUAAUGAUGUUGGCACUCACAGACAAUAUAUCCAUAUCUGAUAGAGAAGUCAAAGCCUGUAAAUGGAUGGAUGUCCAGGAAUAUACUAACCACCCCCAUGUACAUGAACUGAAUAAGUUAUUUGUACAAAAAGCUCUAGAAUAUAAAAAUACAAAACUAAAAUUAGAUUUAAAAAAGAAGAAAAUAAAUUGGGCCACAAUAUCAAGAGAAAUGAAUUAUUUAGUAUUAGAAGAUGCAAACUAUGAAAAAUAGUUAAAUGUGUUAUUUACUAUAAAUAAAUUGUUAUUAAAUCGGAAUUGUUGUAAAUAAGGGUUUUAUAAUAUUUUUUAUUUCUACAUAAUAUAUUUAUUUUAUGUAUAAAGGAGGUGAGAAAUGGAUUUAUGACUUGUCUUACUUUUUAGAAAAACUUGUUUUGACUUUUUGAGUAGGGUUAUAGCUACCUACUUGCCUGAAUGUUAAUAGUGAAACAAUUAUGUUCUAGUUAAUCCUUAAGUACGAGAGCAAUAAACACUAUGUUAUUCUGAA